Talaromyces proteolyticus is the source of this 900-nucleotide messenger RNA. Its product is annotated as RmlC-like cupin domain-containing protein. The transcript is spliced from 2 exons. Gene Ontology annotation, cellular component: intracellular anatomical structure. Lineage: Eukaryota; Fungi; Ascomycota; Eurotiomycetes; Eurotiales; Trichocomaceae. Bases 128 to 799 code for a protein of 223 amino acids. The record is from RefSeq and is a predicted model, not a curated record.
CUGACUCAGACAACGCUGAAACCCGGAAGCCUUCCCCUCCCAACAGCUAUAAGUUUAGUCCCGCGAUAACACUCGAACAGCCUUUUUUGGGCGACCUCCAAACGCUUCAGGUGCCUGAGUUUUCUAAAUGUCUGCCGUCGACCCCAAGCUAACUGAGCCACUCAAACCCAGCUUCACGGCUGGCGGCGAGAAGGCCUCGGACCCUCCGAAAAUCCAGAAACUGAUCGAUUCGCUGCAUCUGCUAAAGCAUCCCGAAGGCGGCUGGUUCGCCGAGACCGACCGCGACGCUCUUCGCAUCCCCAACCCGUUCCUCUCGAAGCGGCAGGAGCAUGGCGGCGCUGUGGAGUAUACAGCCAAAGCCGACGGCGACGAUGCCACGCGAUCCGCCAUGACCACCAUCUUCUAUCUGCUGACUCCCAAUAGCCCCAAGGGUCGCUUCCAUCGGAACAAGGGAAGAACGGUGCAUACACUACACAAGGGUCGUGGAAGAUACGUGCUUAUUCGUACCGACGAGGCUAAGUCGGGUGAGAAAGCCCGCGUCGAGACUUUUGUCGUUGGACAGAAUAUUGAGAAGGGAGAGCGAUUGCAGUGGAUUGUCGAUGGGGAUAUCUACAAGGCCAGCUAUCUGCUGCCAGAUGAUGACGAUUCCGGCAAUAGCGAGGAGGGGCUAUUGAUAAGUGAAACGGUGGUGCCGGGCUUUGAGUUUACGGACCACAACUUCAUGCCUGCCGGUGUCCUUUCGGAACUGGUUGAGGCGAAGCAGGCCGAGGAGCUUCAGUGGCUCCAUUCAAGCAAUUGAUCUCACGAGUUCAAGAUGACAGGAUUAAAAAUAUUGCAAGCUCAUUCAGUUUGUAGACAGCCUUUUGUUAGGACAAUAAAUCUUAUCGUAGUUUUCUCCCA